CCUGGACCUAGUGCUGCCACCCAAAGCUGGACAGACAUCAGCUUCCUGACACAGCCUUGGGAGUCAAGGAUCUGAUUCUGGGAAGAGUGGGAAACAGCAGCCACCGGAGGUACCAGGAGGUGUGGCUACCAGGAGCUUGGCCAGGAUUCUCAGAAAAAUGAAGCCCUCCAUCUCAUGGGGGAUCCUGCUGCUGGCAGGCCUGUGCUGCCUGGUCCCCAGCUUCCUGGCUGAGGAUGCCCAGGAGACAGAUGCCUCCAAGCAGGAUCAGGAGCACCAAGCCUGCUGUAAGAUCGCUCCAAAUUUGGCAGACUUUUCCUUCAACCUAUACCGGGAGCUGGUCCAUCAGUCCAAUACGACCAACAUCUUCUUCUCUCCUGUGAGCAUUGCCACAGCCUUUGCUAUGCUCUCUCUGGGCACCAAGGGUGUCACUCACACCCAGAUUCUAGAGGGCCUGGGGUUCAACCUCACAGAAAUAGCCGAGGCUGAGGUCCACAAAGGCUUCCAUAACCUCCUCCAGACCUUCAACAGGCCAGACAAUGAGCUUCAGCUGACCACAGGCAAUGGCCUGUUCAUCCACAACAAUCUAAAGCUGGUGGAUAAGUUCCUGGAAGAGGUCAAGAACAGUUACCACUCGGAAGCCUUCUCUGUCAACUUCACAGACUCAGAAGAGGCCAAGAAAGUGAUCAACGGUUUUGUGGAGAAGGGAACCCAAGGAAAGAUAGUUGAUUUAGUGAAGGACCUUGACAAAGACACAGUUCUUGCCCUGGUGAAUUACAUUUUCUUUAAAGGCAAGUGGAAGAAGCCCUUCGAUGCAGACAACACUGAGGAAGCUGACUUCCACGUGGACAAGACCACCACGGUGAAGGUGCCCAUGAUGAGCCGCCUGGGCAUGUUUGACGUGCAUCAUUGUAGCACUCUGUCCAGCUGGGUGCUGCUGAUGGAUUACCUGGGCAACGCCACUGCCAUCUUCAUCCUACCUGAUGAUGGCAAGAUGCAGCAUCUGGAGCAAACUCUCAACAAGGAAAUCAUUGGCAAGUUCCUGAAGGACAGACACACAAGGUCAGCCAAUGUACACUUCCCCAAACUGUCCAUCUCUGGAACCUAUAACUUGAAGACAGCCCUGGAUCCGCUGGGCAUCACCCAGGUCUUCAGCAAUGGGGCCGACCUUUCUGGGAUCACAGAGGAUGUUCCCCUGAAGCUUGGCAAGGCUGUGCAUAAGGCUGUGCUGACCAUCGAUGAGAGAGGGACGGAAGCUGCAGGGGCCACAUUUAUGGAAAUCAUCCCCAUGUCUGUGCCCCCUGAGGUGAACUUUAACAGCCCUUUCAUUGCCAUAAUAUAUGAUAGACAGACAAAGAGCCCCCUCUUUGUGGGAAAAGUGGUGGAUCCCACACGUUAAUCACAAUUCUCAGUCAGAUGUCAUCUUUUCUGGAUUGGGUCCCCUCCCCAGUGACAUUAAACACAGGCUGUCCUGGCCCACCCAUGCCUGAGUGCUUCUGCAAAUGCUCAA
This is a messenger RNA of Mesocricetus auratus (golden hamster), 1507 nucleotides long. It is a transcript of the gene Serpina1, whose product is annotated as serpin family A member 1. Gene Ontology annotation, biological process: negative regulation of endopeptidase activity. The record is from RefSeq and is a predicted model, not a curated record. The transcript has 5 exons. Lineage: Eukaryota; Metazoa; Chordata; Mammalia; Rodentia; Cricetidae. The coding region runs from base 158 to 1396 and encodes 412 amino acids. Gene Ontology annotation, molecular function: serine-type endopeptidase inhibitor activity.